Messenger RNA from Pecten maximus, 2084 nucleotides. RefSeq lists its product as uncharacterized. Lineage: Eukaryota; Metazoa; Mollusca; Bivalvia; Pectinida; Pectinidae. The transcript has 2 exons. The record is from RefSeq and is a predicted model, not a curated record. Bases 150 to 1139 code for a protein of 329 amino acids.
UGGCUAGCAUCGUAGAAAAUGACGAGGUGUUUAUAAAAACAGGACAUAGUCAUAGCAGAGACCUAUAUACUAAAUUAAUAUAGGUCUCUGGUCAUAGUCAUUACGUUCUUUGAAGGUAUUGUUCCAGAUAUAUAAUUACCCGGUUAGAUAUGCGUCUGUUAAGUGUGAUUGUGGUAUGUCUUCUCACAAAUAGUGUAGAGGGGUUUCUUGGCAUUGGAAGGUUUUUCGGUUCAGCACGAAGAUCAGCGGAAAAAGUCGCCAACGUCAUUGAACAAGAAUUAAGCGAAUAUCGCCGCAUUCUACAGCAAGAUGUAGUUCCAGAAGCCCGGGAAACCCUCGAAGUUGUGAGAACGUCUGUUACAGAAAUCGUCAAAAUUGCUGGCAGUCUCGAGAAAAGAAUCGAAGAGACACUGCAAAAUGUUGAUUUGAUUGAGAGAACUAGAUAUAGAAUGGACAAUUUGGCUGACGUUAUCAUCAUAGCAAGCAUGGUUUUCUUGUAUGUUGUGAUUGGCUUAAUUUGUGACAACAUACAUUCUAUAAUAUUGUAUGUCUCAUUCCAAUUCAUUCGCGUAGUCUGUGUUAUAAUAGCGAUUAUGUUGUCAUUACGUCUGAUGCAUGAAUUGGUUCUUCGUGAACAUAUGAGCACUGCUUCUGCUACAUACUGCACAGUCGGCGCUGUCCUGUUGGUAUUCGUAUGUGUUGGUUUACAUCUUGUUUACCAAGUUUUACCACCACUUGGAUUUGCCGUGAGAUUCAUUUUGCUGGGACUGAGUUUCAUGAUAUACUGCACUAUUGAUGGACCUUGCAGAUGGACAUAUGGCGCCUACCAAUAUGGAUGCGAAUCGAAAUCAAAAACAGGGUUAGUCUUAUCCAUCUCUUUGCCAUGGCUGACGCCGUUGGCCUGGAUGGGUGUAUUCCAUUUGUUAGCCGGUGAUGUUGGCGAUGAAUGUUCUGAACAAACCGCUUUCUUACAUGGGCUUCUGGUAGCAUACGUAGUAUUUCAAGCAUGUGCUAACUAUCUCCGGAUAUUCCAUCUCAGACCUGAACCACAGCUGCACGCAAGGAACAUUUAUAAUCAGAACAAUUUCAAAGGACAAAAAAAAUCUCCAGUUCCUGCAGAUGUAAAAUAUAGCCGAUAGUAUAUGUUUGUUUUGUUACGGGACAAUACUUUAUGUUAUGGAGUUAUAACAAUUUUAAAAAGUGUACGCCUUAAACCGCUUAUCUGUUGAUUUAGGCUUGAAAUGUUUGUUUUUGUUUUUGUUUUUUGUUAUUUUUUAUGGCUCCGUGAUAUAAAAUACAUUGUAUAUCAAAGACUAUCCUUAAAUAUCUUCAAAGAAAAGAAAAUAAACAGGGGAAAAAAAAAACAACACUAAUACUCUAUUUUGAAAUCUACUAAUCAAUAUAUAUCGACAUUUCCCUGUCUGCGAUAAUGUAUGCUAUUUUGAGUUUGAUGUCCAGGGAGGUUUUUACACGCCCAGGAAGUCGUUGAUUUAUAUUUUUUGAUUAUUUUUUCUGUAACAUACAGAUUAUAUAUUUAUCUAACACCAUGCAAAAUUUCACUUCGAUCGGACUAGUGUAUAUUAUUGUAUUUUGUUACUGAAUCCAGCCUUCGGUGAUCACUUCAUUGUCCAGGCCAUUUGAUAUCUACCUGUGAUUUAGAUUUUAAUUUGAGAACUUGUUUUAAUUGUGCCAUUGAUGUGGAAGACGAGCUUCAUGUUUUAAUUCACUGUCCAUUGUACAAUGAAAUAAGAGAUGCACUGUUUUUAAGAGAUAGUAAUUUUAAUAAUUUUUGUGAUACGGAUAAAUUCAACUUCAUACUCCACAACAGUGAUAUGUGUUUUUACAGUGCCAAAGCCUGCAAACAAAUUUUAGAUAAAAGGAAAAAUGUGUUUUAUAGGAUUUAAUCGUUUACUGUAUUUUUUAUCUUAAUCAUGUUUUUAUAGUCUCUCAUAACUCUAUAUAGAGUGGCCUCUAUGUAUUUUUUUUUAUUUUCUUUUUUUAAUUUUGUAAAUGUAUGUUGAUAUUCUUGUUUAUAUGUAAAUAUUUUAUUGAGGGUGAGACUUUAAUAAACUAUUUGAAUUGAA